AUGUCAAGUAUGCCAGUGGCCAGCGGUAGCCACUCGAAUCAUGCCACAUCUGCUCUCUCUUCUACUUCCCUUCAAGUGUCGAAUACAACAAGCAAUCAUUUUCUAGGUGUAUCUCUACGCCCGUGGAUGGGUCAUACCCGGAGUAUUGUAACUGCUCCCAACCCCUCCCGCCCGACCAAACCACACCGCACUCCGGCGUCGAGAAGAUCACAACAAGAUCCAGCCCUAGGACGUUCAGCCGUUGGCAGUACAACUGCGACAACCCAUUCUUCCCCGAUACCCUCCUCCCUGCUCAUUCAAUCGGAAGCGCCAAUGCUUUCGUCGUCGGUAACUCAACCGGAUGCAGAGGAGAGGAAUGAACAGCCCACACACAGAAGAGACAGUUUGAACAAUGCGGGCAUCAGUGCUCGUACACACAACGGUGUUGAAGGGUCGUCAGGGAAGGAUAUGAGCAAUCGCCCAGAGCUGGUGCAAGAUGUGCAUCAAGUUAUCGGCCCUCGAGGGUUUACCUCCCAACAGUCCAUAUCCCUACAAACUAACGAGACACUCAGGUUUCAAGUCUCUGCUCCAGGGCAGUCUAUUUCGGAAAUGGCCUCCAUGAACAAUCCCGGUCGUUCACCGCAAACUCAGCCACCGCCGACCACGGCCAAUAUUCCUACGGCAGUUGAAAACGUCGAGGGAAUGAGAAAGCGGCCACGCCCGAAUGAGGCCAAUUUGGCCCAAGAAACGAACAAACGACGAGGAGGACCGAGGAUGAGCAACGAUGUGGCUCAGGUUUCAGCGCAACUGCCCACACCUCAAGAUUCACCUACAUUUUCCUCCGCCGCUACUCUUCGUGAGCAAUUGGAUGCGACAAUUAACGCGCAAUUUGACCGUCGACAAUACACCGUUGACAUGAAACCUGUCAUCGACGGCCUUAGAAUUGAGAUGCUGCGUGAUGCUUGUCGACACAAUGACAUUUUCUACAUCCUGACGCAUUCGCUCUAUUGCCUUUGGUACCGAGACUGCACCGGACACACUGAUCUGACCCCGACCUCGGCCGAACUUGUUACGUUGGACAAGUUUAACAAGUUUGGACUUACCUUACAACACCUGCGAGCCAUGCACGUCUUGCGCUCGAUAUUGGGCCAGAAUGACCUUCUUUCACACGAGAUGAAUGAGGUAUUUGCAAAUUUUCCCAUGCGCCCGGAGCUCUUUAUGGCACAGGCUAGUGGCCCAGAGCCAUCGCUCCUUGACUCUGUGAAAUGCUUUUUCCUCUGCUUGCCAAGCAGUUUCAAUGCUCUCAAAUCCAAUACACUGCAGAGGGGAUAUCCUCCGUGUCCCUUAGAGUUCAAGUACGCAUUGCAACUACCAUCUCCAGUCCUUCUCAAGGCCGUUCAUCUCUCAAUCCUGCGACAUCUGUAUACCGACCAAGACUGGUUGCGACAGGCGACGUUACUUUUCGAGCAAGAGCUGAAUGCUCCUGUUGGUAAUUCUCUUACCAUUGCCGAGUUGAACGCGGCUCAAGGAGCUCAAUUAUCUGCAGCUUCCCAAGCAUUUUGCCAAAAAUACUUUCAGCUUCUAAGCCAAUAUUCCGCUCUCAGGAAUCGAGCCCCGCAACCAGUUCCACGUGCGGCUGGGAUAUAUCAGCUGACACGCCAACAACCAUCCACUAACGGUCAGUUUCACGAGGCUGGUCAGUCACAGAAUCAAGUUGCGCCAGUCACACAACCCUUUAUGUUCUCCUCUUCUACGUCUGACGAUCGUCGAUCAGCUCCGUUGAACCCAUCGAAUGUAAUUGGCCCACGGUCCGCAUUACCUCAAUCUGACACCGGCGCAUCUGAAUCGCCAGUCAACGGUAGGGCUACUCGAGGUAUUCGUCAGGUCUCGGUCCAACGAAAUAAGCAUCCUAAUCCUGUGAGUCCCCCCUCGCCGCCACGGUCUCAGCUCUCGACGACCGCCCGUAUUUCUCUUGUUCAUACCGGAACUGGUCCUGGGCCGCCACAGUCGGUGUCGUCUGCCGGAAUUCAACAGAAUCGAGUGCCACCGCAGGUCCAACCUUUUAUACCACGCGACCACACACAUGUCUUACCGUGGAUUGCGGUACCUAAUCCCGAUCGCAUUGCCCUCCAUCAAGCUCAUCUCCGCAGCCCAACGUUCCAGAAGGCCGACAACACCGAUAAUGACAAAUCUGAAGUGAGAUACUAUCAGUUUGUGGAAGAAUUGAUCGAGUUGCCACAGUUCCUCGAUGCAAAUUCUGGUCUGGUGCGCUGGAAUGUGCAUGUGCCUCAUGAACUCUGGGUUCGGAAAGCUAAUAGCUUAGACCCAACUGGCGAAUUCCUCUCAAAAUCCCGAAAGGUCUGGGACGGAUGUGUCCAGUUCCGAUUGAAAUGCAUCGUUUCUGACGCAGUGACCGUAUCACCAAACGCUUUGUUUUCAGGCUUUCCCGUCCAGUCGACAAAGUGGCCCAAGUGCUUAUCCGUUUCCAUCAAUGGCGACAUGGGGGUUGAAUUUCGGCGCAAGGCACAUCACGGGGUAGAUUUGGCCACAGAUGUGACUGAUCUACUCAAGGAAGGCGAUAAUGAAGUGAUCGUUUGCAUCAAUUUCACCGCCGGAGAGUCUCACGUAGCUUACCUUUUUGCUGUCGAAGUUAUCUGCGUUGCAGAUCAUAAGAGAGUACUCUCAAUGCCACGUCCAAUUGGUGCGGAAGAGGCCCUGUCAGCCAUCACUACCGCACUCAAAAGCAAACAUGACGGCAAAGAUGACGAUGAGCUAAUCAUCUCCCAGCCGCUUAUGAGCAUUGACAUUAUUGAUCCCAUUACGUCUCUUAUUUGGGUCGUACCUGUCCGAGGCAAACAAUGUCGGCACCGUGAAUGUUUUGACCUCGAAGCUUUCCUUCUGAGCCGCACGAGCUAUGUUAAGAAAAGUGGCCUUACAAGUCCAGAUCAGUGGAAGUGUCCGAUUUGCAGGGAGGAUGCUCGGCCCCAAAUGCUGGUCAUUGACGGGUUUCUACAGACCGUACGCAAGACACUCGAGGAGACCAAUAAAUUGGACACGAAGGCCAUUCUCGUCAAAGAAGAUGGCAGCUGGGAGACUAAAGCCGAUCCACUAGUUUCCAGACCUCAGAGCGAAGCCAAGGCAGAAUCAGGUGCUGCAAAUUCCGAAGACGCAUCUAGAGGGAAUUAUGACGAAACUCCGGGGUAUGGUACUACCUCGAGUACAGCCAUUGUUCUCGAUGACGAUGAUUGA
Molecule: messenger RNA, 3228 nt
Organism: Rhinocladiella mackenziei CBS 650.93
Lineage: Eukaryota; Fungi; Ascomycota; Eurotiomycetes; Chaetothyriales; Herpotrichiellaceae
Exons: 1
Coding region: 1-3228 (1075 amino acids)
Biological process (GO): protein sumoylation
Molecular function (GO): SUMO ligase activity; zinc ion binding
Source: RefSeq, a predicted model, not a curated record